CUCUCUCUAAAACACACUCACUAUUCUCCUUUCUCUCUCUCUAUAUAUAUCGCCUCAUUCAUCUGUAAUUAAAUCUCUCUCUCUCUCUCUCUCUCUCUCUCUCUCUCUCUCUAUAUAUAUAUAUAUAUCUGAGGAAGGAAACAUGGGCUUCCCAGUUGGCUACACAGACUUCUUCCUCCCAAAACUGCUCGUCUACACACUCACCUUUCUGGGUUUCAUCAGAAAACUCCUUUCCAACCUCUUUGCUACUUUUGGUCUCGGCGAUUUCCUGGAACCCGAAGUUUCGUUCCAGACCGGACCCGAAUGUUUAUCGGAACUCCACUCUGUCUCUGCAGUUCUGAUCCGGGAACUCUUACCCGUCGUCAAGUUCUCCGACCUAAUCGAACCGCCGGAGAGCUGUGCGGUGUGCUUGUACGAAUUCGAUUCCGGUGAUGAGAUCCGACUGCUGACGAAUUGCCGGCAUAUAUUUCACCGGAGCUGCGUGGACCGUUGGAUGGACCACGAUCAGAAGACGUGUCCACUUUGUAGGACGCCGUUUAUCCCCAAAGAUAUGCAACAGGCUUUCAACGAGAGGCUUUGGGCUGCUUUUGGGAUCUCUGAUUUCUACGGCGAGUACCCACCCAUUACUGGUCUAUAGUACAUUUCUUUUUCCUGUCUUUUUUUUUUCUUUUUUUUAUUUUCUAAGUGGUAAAUGGGCUUAGUUUUUUUUAUAAAAAAUAAUAAUUUAGGAGGUGGGUAGUUUUUUUUUCUUUGAACUGG
This is a messenger RNA of Ilex paraguariensis (yerba mate), 759 nucleotides long. NCBI's taxonomy places the organism in Eukaryota, Viridiplantae, Streptophyta, Magnoliopsida, Aquifoliales, Aquifoliaceae. The record is from the annotation of a GenBank genome assembly.